Molecule: messenger RNA, 6542 nt
Organism: Boleophthalmus pectinirostris (great blue-spotted mudskipper)
Lineage: Eukaryota; Metazoa; Chordata; Actinopteri; Gobiiformes; Gobiidae
Gene: lman2lb
Product: lectin, mannose-binding 2-like b
Exons: 8
Coding region: 18-1070 (350 amino acids)
Biological process (GO): endoplasmic reticulum to Golgi vesicle-mediated transport; Golgi organization; endoplasmic reticulum organization
Cellular component (GO): Golgi membrane; endoplasmic reticulum membrane; endoplasmic reticulum-Golgi intermediate compartment
Molecular function (GO): D-mannose binding
Source: RefSeq, a predicted model, not a curated record
AAGCUGCAGACGUAAAGAUGGACGCCUCCGUACUCUGUUGUAUGAAUCGGAUCACAAGUUUACAGUUUUUAAGCAGCAUGUCGCGUCUGGAAAUCCUUCGUAAAUGUACAUAUCUGUUUAUUAUCGUGUGUAUUACGACUCGACCAUCGCUAGCGGACGAAUACGAGCAGGAGGAGUUUUUGAAACGAGAAUAUUCGCUGAUCAAGCCCUAUCGAGGUUUAGGUUUCUCCAGCUCUUCACAAUGGGACCUGAUGGGGACUGCAGUGGUCACGCCCGACUAUAUCAGACUGACCCCGGACUCCCAGAGCAGACAGGGGGCAGUGUGGAGCAGAAUUCCUUUUUACUUGACUGACUGGGAGCUAAAAGUGCAUUUUAAAGUCCAUGGACAAGGAAAGAAGAAUUUCAAUGGUGAUGGUCUGGCGAUUUGGUUGACAAAGGAGCGAAUGCUGACUGGUCCUGUAUUUGGCAACAUGAACAAAUUCACUGGACUGGGUAUUUUUGUGGACACCUACCCCAACGCCGAGAAGCAACACGACAGGGCGUUCCCGUACGUGUCGGUGAUGCUGGGGAACGGUACCCUGGAGUAUGACCACGACAAAGACGGCCGCUCCACCGAACUGGGAGGCUGCACCGCCAUGAUCCGAAACUCCCUCCACGACUCCUUCCUGCUCAUCAGAUACACGCGCAAUCAGCUCACGCUGAUGACUGAUGUUGACGGUAAACAGACGUUCAAAGACUGUGCCUCUAUAUCAGGACUGAGGCUGCCUCUGGGAUACUACCUUGGAGCCUCCUCUGCCACUGGAGAUCUGACAGACAACCAUGACCUGAUCUCGCUGAAGGUGUACCAGCUGACUGUGGAGAGGGAGCCCGGGGAGGAGGACGAGGAGGUGCUGCUGCCCAGAGUGGACAACAUGGACCAAUUUCACGUGGACGUCCAGGAGGAGGGCAUGACUGGGGUCCAGAUCUUUAUCACCUUCCUCUUCUCCGCCAUGGGCCUCGGGGUGCUGGGCGUGGUCGGACUCAUACUCUACGGACGCUGGAAGGAAAACAAGCGCAAGAGAUUCUAUUGAUACUAAAUCAGUUUGGUAUUUUACAUAACACCAACUCAAAUAAUAUUAUAUUCAAAGCGAUGGGUCUCGAGGCUGUUGUAAACAAAAUGGGGCGUGUUUACAUUUUAGAAUUUUACAUAAAAAACUCAGAUGGAGGUGUAGUAAAAAAAGAAGAAAAUUCAGAAAUUCUAUGAUUUGGUCCACUUCUUGAUACAAUAGUGACAAAAUAAAUCCUUUUUGUCUUAUUUUUUCUGAUAAAGAUGUCAUACUUUGUCAGAUAUAUUUUCCAAAAAAAAUAAAAAAUUCGAUGCAAAUACUGCCUUUGAAUUCUUAACUGACGUCCAGCUCAAUUUUGAACAAAUGGCCCAAUAACAUAACAAUAUAAUGGUAUGACAAGAACUCUGCCUAUUUGCUGUAAACGGAUGUGAACAUGUUUUUAGUAUUUUUCAAAAAACAACGGAAAGCUGCUCUGAAAUUUUAAGAUGCAUUGUGUAACUUUUCUGGUGGAGGGUCCGUCAAAUGCUUUACUCCAUAGAGAUUAUAUUAGUGCUUUAUCUGGAAUGUUCCACAGUAUGGUAUUAAACCUUUCUAUCUUCAUGGAGAUCAAACUAGACCAAGUUACAGGUCAGAUCUGUGGAGAGGCGACCCCUCUCACAGUCAAAAUACCUGUUUUUCUAGGUAUUUUUUGAGCAAUUAAACCACCUGUAAUUGAAUAAAUGUAAGGCAGGUCUGUUUAAUGUCAUACUGUGGAACAUUCUAAGUAGAGUGAUGACAUCUCCAUAGAAACAAGAAGGUGACAGACCACCAACUGAUAAGUUACACAGUGGAUCUUUAAAGGGUUAUGCCCAAAUGUGGCUGUAGUGAAGUAACUUCAUUCAUAAAACACAAUUACAAAUUUACAAAUGAGCACUGAUAACAUGUAACACAAAUUUUAUACAAAAUAGAAAAAAAAAAAAAAAAAAGAGAGAAACAUAUGACAAAAAAAAAGAAAAACAAAAACAAGUCCGUGGGCCAACAGGGUAAAAUGGAAUAACUGAAAUUUGUGCAUCUGGCUGGUAACGCUGAAUACGAACAAUGAACAAAUGAACAAGCGAAGAAAAUAUAUACUAAAAAAUGUCUAGAUUUUCACUGAAAUUUAUUUAGUUAGAAUUUGCAUACUAAAAUUUGAAAAUAUUUUAGAUUACUAAUGCAUUUUUGAAUUGUGAAAAGAAAUGAUAGAAUUCUAAAUCAAAUUUCUUUAUAGUCAAAUUGAAUUAUUUUCAAAAUGCAGAAUUUUUCGUAGCCAAGCAAAGCACUGUGAAUCAUUCUUAUGUAGCAUCUACUGUAUGUACUUUCUGAUUGAGAAUUUUACAUAGUGGUGUAUGGAGUGGUGGCCAUUUACAAACGCAAACCAAAUAUUUACAUACAACUUCUCAAAAAAGUAAAAAUAAAUGAAAUUUAAAAAAAAAAUAGAUUAAAAAAUCCAUGCACUGAAAAGUCAAUUUAUGUUUAAUUUGACACUGCUCGUCGAAAUUUAAAGCUGCAUUGUGUAAGUUUUCUGGUGGAGGGUCCGUCAAAUGCUUUUUUUAUGGAAAUCUUAUUGUCUGGAAUGUUUCACAGUAUGGUAUUAAACCUUUCUAUCUCUGUGGAGACUAAAACCAGACUACUGGUGGUGAGCUAUCAGAAGGUCUCCACCUUAUUAGCCUAUUGCUAUUGUAAAUGUAUCAUUUUGAAGCCCAACUUUCUUCAAUAAUAAAUGGACAAUGGUAUAUUUUUUAAUAGGCAUCUAACUGUACUAAGGUUUGCCCUCUAUCUUAUAAUCACCUCAAUUUCUUGCAACCGUUAAAAUGACUAGCUCUGUGGUCUUUUUGAUUUAUAAAUAUGGUUCUCUGGAGGAAAAAAAGGUUGUGGACCCCUGGUGUAGAGGCGACCCCACUCACAGUCAGGAUGCCUGUUUUUGUAGGUAUUUUAUGAGCUAUAAACCACCUAUAAUUGGAUAAAUAUGAAGUAGAGCUGUUUAAUGUCAUACUGUUGAACAUUUCUAGUCAGCCUGGCCUAGUGCCUCUGCUCAAUUUCACUUCUCUCCAGCAACUAGGUCAGGAAUCAAAAUACACUAGACGAUUUGCAAGAAUCCCAGAAGUGCAAGCUCGGACACCAGCCAAUCAGCGAAGAGUGAUGUGUUCAGUGUUGUCAAUGAUUCCUGAGAUCGAGGAAAGACGUUAUUAUCUUUCUUCCCACGGGAUUUGGGAAAAGCUUAAUAUACAAGUUAGUCCCAUUAGCGGCGCAUUACAUACGUCACGACCAAAUAACAGCGAUUGCUUAAAUGAAAAAAAGUACCUGUCUACAGUCGAGCGAACGAAAUCUAACACUGUGAGGUCAGACGGUUUGUAUGAAUUGAAACGAAGUGAAACCGGCUAAUGAAUCAGGCUAGAACAUUCCAGGCAGGGCGAUGACAUAUCCAUAGAAACAAGCAAGUGACAGACCCUCUCCUAGAAAACUUACACAUCACACCUUUAAACUUUUUCCUCUAAACUAUAUUUCAAUCUGUAUCCUGCAUUUCAACUUUUUUUUUUUUUUUUUUUUGGCCUUUUCUCUCGCACUGUGAAUCUUUUGUGGUUGAAUAAACUGGAAAUCUGAACAAAAUCGCAGUUUGUUGAAGUGAAGCUGGUGUAAUAAAGGAGCACUCUGUAACUUUUCUUUUCUCUUGCUUGUCUCCAUGGAGAUAAAAUUGCCUUGCUGGAAUAUUUCAGAGUUUAGCAUGAAAUCUACGUAGAGGUGCAUUACGGCUUUCCCAUGGAGAUGUUGUUAUUCCUUUGUCUGCAAUGUACCAAAAUAUGGCAUUAAACAUAUCAAGACACCACCAAGCCGACUUACAGGCGAGAUCCGUGAAGAGGCGACCCCACUCACAGUUAGAAUCCAUGUUUUUAAAGGUAUUUUUGGGCAUUAAAAACACCCAAAAUAAUGCAGUUUAAAACCAUAUUGUGGAACAUUACAGGCAAAGCAAUAGCGUCUCCAUGGUGACGGACAUCCAGCUCGAAAGGUUGAUACUGUUUACUCCAUGGAGACAGUUAAACGAGGCAAUUGGGCGAAGUUCCGGGUCAAAUCUGUGAAGAGGCGAGCUGAUUUUCAAGUUAUUAUUGAGGAAAUAAAUACAUGUGUGAUUGAAUAAAGGGAAGAUGUUUAAUGCCAAAGUGUGGAACAUUCCAGGCAGAGCAAUACCGACUCCAUAGAGAUAAAGUUACACAGUGUGCCUUUAUUGUUUUUUCAGAUUGUGCCUUUACUGCUGAUGUCCACUGGACGUACCUCAAAAGUUAACGAGGAAGUCGUGGGUUCAAUUCCCCACAUUCCCCAGUUGACACACAAUAGCUGAGUGGAGUUUGCAUGUUCUCCCUGUGUUACUGUGGUCUCCUGCCUCUCAGUAAUGCAGUGAGGUUGUGGGUUAGAUUCCCAAAAUGAAAAAAAAAAAAAAAUUCAAGCUGCAUUCAGGGGUACAAAGGCAAAAAAAAUAAAAAUAAAAAUGUGAAAAAGUUCUCUAAAUGUUACCUUUUUCGAAUCUCCUUUUUUUUUUUAAAUUCUGCCCGGUAACUAUAGUGUUCCAACUUUUAAUCUGAUAUUUCAAUCUUAACUAACAAACUAUAAAUAAAUAAAUAGAAAUAGUAAAAAAUACAGUGCACUAUGUAACUACUCUGCGAGAGAAAGAGUAUGUUGUCUGCUCGUCUCCAUGGAGAUAUUACCACUUUGCCUAUAAUUUUCCACAUUAUGGCAUUAAACUUGUUCAUUAUAGGUAUUUUUUAUUACUCAAAAAUGCCUUACGGUGAGCAAGAUCAGCUCUCCACAGAUCUGAUUGGUGAUUUAAUAUCAUAUCGUGGAUCGUGCCGGGCAAUAACAUCUCCGUGGAUACAAGCGAGUGGCGUGCACAGUAAUUCCAGAAAAAGUUACGUAUUGCGCCUUUAAAUCUCAAAAACUCAAUAUCCAUACAUGUUACGAUGCCACUUUUUUCACGCAAUUUUGAAGACGCAUUGUGUAACUUUUCUCGCGGAGGGUCCGUCACCUGCUUGUUUCGAUGGAUUUAUGGUCAUUCGCUCUGUCUGGAAUGUUCCACAGUACGACAUUAAACAGCUCUACUUUACAUUUAUUGAAUUACAGGUGGUUUUAUAACUCAAAAAUACCUAGAAAAAACGGAAUUCUGACUGUGAACGGGGGUCUGGUUUGAUCUCCAUGAAGAUAAAAAGGUUUAAUACCAUUUUGUGAAACAUCUUCGCAGAGAAUAGCAUUAUUUGACGGACCCUCCACCAGAAAAGUUCCACAGUGCACCUUCAACUUAAUUGUUGUGUAUUUGUAGUUUUGUGUUUGAACAAAUCUCUUGCUGUAGCCUAUACUGCCCGAUAAUGUUUUGAAAUAUGUCUGUGUGACUGCUCAUCUCAAUCAUGAAACAUACUUUUAAUGUCCAUGUCUACUGUAUCACCAGCGAAUGACAUUUUGUAUACAUUUUCUAUCAAAUUGAGCCAUUGAGAUAAGUAUUUUCAUAACUCUGAGUCAAAUCAUUUACAUUUUUUUUCUGACACUUUCAUAAACCACUAUUGAAGCUAGGGUUGGGACGAUUUUCACAAUUUUUGCGAGACGAGAUUGGGUCCACGAGAACGAGACAAGACGAGAUUUUGACAUAAUUUGUGAUAAAUAAGUUGUGCAUCCGUUUUACAUUUCAUUUCACUUAAUUUAUUUUAUUAAACGCUUUAGUGAUCUGCUGUUUUUUGGAACCGCAGCUUCUCAAACUGCAUAACCCACCGGCUCUUAAGUCUUUUUAGUCCGAGCCAAAGGUAAAUUCAAAGGGGGAAAAAAAAUCUCGUGGGAUCGUUUUUCUCGUGUGCGCGCGAUCUUUUGGCAAUUUUGUCUCGCAAGAUCUUGUCCCAUCCCUAAUAGGCUCUGUUCACGCUUGCCUGAAGACGUCUGGAAACAUGCGGAUGACGACUUCCGGUGUAGUUACCGUCACCGUGGAUUCAGCAGCAGCGUAUCCACAACCUGCCACGGGGGACGGGACUCUAAUUGCAGCUUCGACGUCGCUUACAGGCAGCUGGUUGGAACUGUUGAUCUGCCGAACAUAACAGAACGCUACAAUGACAUUUUAAAUGAAGUUCCACAAAUUAUAACACGCAAAUUAAUGGGCAGUUUAUAAAAGGAAAAAAAGAAAGCAUACAGUGACAUCUAGAUGAAAAUAAAACGGGCCAUUUUCUCAGAUUUUGUCAGUUACUAUCACCAAAAGAUCCCGAAGGAAUUCGUCAUCCGCAUGUUUCCAAACGUCUUCCGGUUUUGUGAUAUAAGUGUGAACAGAGCCACUGAAGCGCAUUUGAUUGUCAGUUGUCUUUUAGAUGUGUGUUAUUUCUUGCAAAUGUCUGUGUAGUUAGUACUGUUGAAUGUGUGAAAGCUCUUUAACCAACAAACUCAACCUCUAGGCAAUUAUUAAAUUAAAAAGACAAUUGUGAACGAUUUUUCCUAAAUAAAUGUUUCUUACAUGAU